AUGAAAGCCUUCCUGACACGCCCUAAACGGAAAGCUUCCCCGCCUCAACCGGACAGGACGGAGCCGGAGGAGCCAACAGAGGUCAAGUUGGCACUCUUGUCAUCUCUGCAUCCGACAUUCGAGCAGGAAGACUUGUUGGAUAUUCUACUGGCCCAUGAUGGAUCCGUCUCUGAGGCGUCCGCUUCGCUCAAGAUUCGGCCCCAGGCGAAGAAGGGCGGUCGGGCCAUUGGGUAUCAGCAGUCCCUGAAGCAGUAUGCGUCGCCAAGUAGCUCAAGCUCACUGGCCACGUCGCCGGUGAAGAAGAAGUUCAAGUCGAAGAAAGGCAGCACUCUGCACCUCUACGACCCGGAAGACGUCGCAGAGCACACGCCAUGCACCAUCAUCCACAACUUCCUCCCACCUGAGGACGCCAACGAGCUCCUGAAGGAGCUGUUGGAGGAAGCAAAGACAUUCGAAAAGCCACCCUUUCAGUUGUUUGAGAAUGUCGUCUCCAGCCCGCACACAUCGAGUUUCUUUGUCGAGAGUUACGACGAGAUCCGGCGGACAAAGACCGACUAUCACUACAAUGGGGCUAGACUGACGGAUGUACGGCGGAUUACACCACAGCUCCUCAAGGUGAAACCCAAGGUUCAAGAAGCCGUCAACGCCGAGAUUCAGAAGCGGAUCAAGACACGUUACCCAGGGGGUAAGAAGCUCAAGUAUCAGCCGCCAGAGGACUGGAUUCCCAACUCGGCCAUUGUCAACAAUUACCGCGGUCCGCAGGAGAGCGUUGGCUGGCACAGCGAUCAUCUGACAUAUCUCGGUCCACGAGCGGUUAUUGGGUCCGUCUCCCUCGGUGUCGCCCGCGAGUUUCGAGUCCGUCGGAUAAUACCGAAGGACAGCGAUAAGAAGCCCGUCGAGGAUGCAGACGCCGAGGGUCAGAUAUCCAUCCACCUCCCCCACAACUCGCUUCUGGUAAUGCAUGCCGAAAUGCAGGAGGAGUGGAAGCACUGCAUCUCGCCGGCGUUGUCGAUAGAUCCCCACCCCAUCUCAGGGGUAAGUCGCAUCAACAUCACCUAUAGGGAUCACCGCGCCAACAUGCACCCUCGGCGCACGCCAAGGUGUCCAUGCGGUGUCCCCUGCGUGCUCAGAGUGGUGACCAAGAAGAAGGAGAACUUUGGCAAGUACUUUUGGAUGUGCUAUGCCGGCAACGUGCCGGGCAAGGACAACUGCGGCUUCUUUCAGUGGGCCGAAUUUGACGAUGAUGGAAAUCCUUUAUUUAAGAAGACAGAUCCAAAGACAUCCUAA
Molecule: messenger RNA, 1287 nt
Organism: Fusarium keratoplasticum
Lineage: Eukaryota; Fungi; Ascomycota; Sordariomycetes; Hypocreales; Nectriaceae
Product: Fe2OG dioxygenase domain-containing protein
Exons: 2
Coding region: 1-1287 (428 amino acids)
Biological process (GO): DNA repair; DNA alkylation repair
Cellular component (GO): nucleus
Molecular function (GO): dioxygenase activity; zinc ion binding
Source: RefSeq, a predicted model, not a curated record